This is a messenger RNA of Molossus molossus (Pallas's mastiff bat), 1051 nucleotides long. It is a transcript of the gene POLR3H, whose product is annotated as RNA polymerase III subunit H. The record is from RefSeq and is a predicted model, not a curated record. Gene Ontology annotation, cellular component: RNA polymerase III complex. Gene Ontology annotation, biological process: DNA-templated transcription; transcription initiation at RNA polymerase III promoter. Gene Ontology annotation, molecular function: DNA binding; DNA-directed RNA polymerase activity. Bases 204 to 818 code for a protein of 204 amino acids. NCBI's taxonomy places the organism in Eukaryota, Metazoa, Chordata, Mammalia, Chiroptera, Molossidae. The transcript has 7 exons.
CGAUAGGAUUCGGAAUCUCCCAAUGGCUGCGUGAAGUAGCGGAGCAUGCUCCGCACGGGGCACUGCAGGCCUGACCACACAGCCACGUUGCCGGCCAGAGGGUUGUCCCAACGAUUGGGACAGGACGGAGGGCUCUUGGGGACCCCACAGCCCCAGGUGCGUGACUGACCCUCCUGUUCCCAGAGACCCCAGCGCAGGCCAGGAUGUUCGUCUUGGUGGAGAUGGUGGACACUGUGCGGAUCCCCCCGUGGCAGUUUGAGAGGAAGCUCAACGACUCCAUUGCCGAGGAGUUGAAUAAGAAGUUGGCCAACAAGGUCGUGUACAACGUGGGACUUUGCAUCUGUCUGUUUGACAUCACCAAACUGGAGGAUGCCUACGUGUUUCCUGGGGAUGGCGCAUCACACACCAAAGUUCAUUUUCGCUACGUGGUGUUCCAUCCCUUCCUGGACGAGAUUCUGAUUGGAAAGAUCAAAGGCUGCAGCCCCGAGGGAGUGCACAUCUCCCUAGGGUUCUUCGAUGACAUCCUCAUCCCCCCAGAAUCACUGCAGCAGCCAGCCAAGUUCGAUGAUGCAGAGCAGGUGUGGGUGUGGGAGUAUGAGACGGAGGAAGGAGCCCACGACCUAUACAUGGACACUGGUGAGGAGAUCCGCUUCCGCGUGGUGGACGAGAGCUUUGUGGACACAUCCCCCACCGGGCCCAGCUCCACCGAGGCCGCCUCUACCAGUGAGGAGCUGCCAAAGAAGGAGGCUCCAUACAUGCUUGUGGGAUCCAUUAGUGAGCCAGGCCUGGGCCUUCUCUCCUGGUGGACCAGCAGCUAGCCCUGGGGCUCGACCAUGGACCAGCCCUCUGGAAGGUGCCAGAAAACAAGAGCAGCCUCAUGAUGCCCAGAAGCAGUCUGUGGAGUCUGUGCGGAGUCCGUGCGGGAGGAAACUGUUGGUUUGCCAGCCUGUCUCCUCCCUGCCGCCCUGGCCUUGCUUCUCCUCCUGAAGUCCACUCAGGACAGCAGAGACAUUUAAUAAACAAUGGCGACUGCAGAUGAGCCACCCCUAUA